Messenger RNA from Diaporthe citri, 4011 nucleotides. RefSeq lists its product as uncharacterized. Gene Ontology annotation, cellular component: membrane. Gene Ontology annotation, molecular function: ATP binding; ABC-type transporter activity; ATP hydrolysis activity. Lineage: Eukaryota; Fungi; Ascomycota; Sordariomycetes; Diaporthales; Diaporthaceae. The transcript is spliced from 3 exons. The record is from RefSeq and is a predicted model, not a curated record. Bases 1 to 4011 code for a protein of 1336 amino acids.
AUGGACUCAACCCUCGCCAGUGAGCCGGGAGGCUCAGAUGAUACCGCGUCGCAGCCCCAGCAUGACCGCCCGACCUCUGCCGUCCUGGACAUGGACAAGAUAGACAAAGUCGACCGUGCCAGCUCCGUCGCGACGAGCAUGGACGUCCCGGCCGGCGGGCCCAAUGCAUACCAUGUGUCUCUCGGUGUGGGCAACCACCUGAGUCUCGACGAUGUCGCGCCUGUGGAUGUCCAGAUUCGGAACCUCGAUGUGACCGUGGAUACCUCCCCUUCCGUCCUGGAGCCGGCGACAUACCCGGCGCUGCUCAAGGACCGCUUCGGCGGCUCCAAGGCCAGGCCAGACCCAUCAUCGUAUACCAAGGACCUCUUGUCAUCCGUCUCGGCGUCCCUCGCCCCGGGCACACUGACCGCGAUCCUGGGGGGCUCCGGCUCGGGCAAGACGACCCUGCUGAACACGGUAUCCUCGCGCAUAUCCUCGUCCCGCCUCAGCCAGUCCGGGAGCAUCCUCUUCAACUCCCAGCCGAGCAUCGACGCCAUCCGCUCCGCAUACGUGACCCAGACCGACAUUCUGCUGCCCACCCUGACGGCGCGGGAGACGCUGCAGUACUCGGCCGACCUGCGCCUCCCGCCGCCCUCAACGGCGGCCGAGCGGCGGCGCGUCGUGGAGGAGGUCAUCAUGGAGCUGGGGCUCAAGGAGGCGGCCGACACGCGCGUCGGGAGCACCACGCACCGCGGCCUGUCGGGCGGCGAGAAGCGGCGGGUGUCGAUCGGCGUGCAGAUGCUUGCGAACCCGAGCGUUCUGUUCCUCGACGAGCCCACCACGGGCCUCGACGCCAGCAGCGCCUUCCAGCUCGUCCGCACGCUCAAGAACCUCGCCGCCAAGGGGAGGACGGUCAUCGUCACCAUCCACCAGCCGCGCUCCGAGAUCUGGGGCCUGUUCGACAACCUGAUCCUUCUGUCGCGAGGUUCGCCCGUCUACUCGGGCCCCGUGGCCGAGUGUAUUCCUUGGUUUGAUGGGCUCGGCUUCAGGAUGCCACCGUUCGUCAACCCGGCUGAGCACCUGGUCGACCUGGCGGCCGUGGACAACCGAACCCCUGAGCUAGAGGCCGAGAGCUUGGCGCGGGUGGAGCAGCUCAAGGGCGCGUGGGGAGAGGAGAACGAGAGGCGUUUCACGCCGACCGAGAAGAGUACGGAGGCACCAGCAGAGCGCGGCAUGACGCUGAGGAGGCACACGAACGCGACCUCCUUCGCCCGCCAGAUGCGCGUCAUGACCUCGCGCACCUUCAAGACGACGUACCGCGACCCAAUGGGAAUGAUGGCCGCCAUAAUGCAGGCCGUCAUCAUGGGGCUGUGCACGGGGUACAUCUUCUACCAGCUUGGGCGGGACCAGGCGGGCAUCCGGUCGCGGCAGGGCUUCCUCUACACGACGAGCGCGCUAGAGGGCUACCUCUUCCUCGUCUUCGAGGUGUACCGCCUGACGCAGGAGAUCGGCGUCUUUGACCGUGAGCAUAGCGAAGGGUGCGCGACGGCGCUGCCGUUCCUCGCAUCUCGCCGCCUGGCCAGGUUCAUCACGGAGGACUUGCCGGUUCCGCUCAUCUUCGCCGUAAUUAGCUACUGGAUGGCAGGUCUGGACCAGGAGCCUUCCCGGUUCCUGACGUACUUUGGGAUCGUGCUGCUCAACCAUUAUAUUGCUGUAACGUGCGCGAUGUGUUGCGUCACCGCCAGCAGGAACUUCCCCGGCGCAAGCUUGAUCGCCAACUUGGCGUAUACCCUGCAGUCGAUGGCGUGUGGGUAUUUUAUACAGAGCAACAGCAUCGCGGUGUGGCUGCGGUGGUUGAAGUACUUGACUUAUACGUAUUACAUCUUCAGCGCCCUCUGCGGGAACGAGUUCCACGACUCGUUCUACGACUGCCCAUAUCCCGGCGGGGAGUCCAACCCCUCAUGUGCUCCGUUCACCGGCGCAUACAUCAUGAAAUCCCUCGGCUUCCCAAAGGACUGGCUGAAAGCACCCAUAGUCGUGGCGCUGGCUUUUGUAAUCUUCUUUUACGUCCUGUCUUGGAUCGGACUCACAUUCGUCAAGAAGGAGAUGACCAUCGCGCGGGCCCGCGUGUCGGAGCACGACUUCUCCGCCGGCAAGGAAAAGCUGGCUGCGCGGUCGAUCGAGGCGAUCCGCACCAUUGACGUCGGGCUAGACAAGUUCGCUCUCGACCUGGACAAGAGGUCGCCGUGGGGCAAGAAGCUGCCUAGGAAGACAAUUCUGCACCCGGUGACGUCGACUUUCGAGGCGGGCAAGCUGAACGUGAUCAUGGGGCCCAGCGGCAGCGGCAAGACGUCUCUCCUGAACGCCAUGGCGCUGCGGCUCAAUAGCUCGCUCGGCACCAGGUACCGCCCGGCGGGCAAGUUGACGUUCAACGGCGCAGAGCCCUCCGACUCGGUCAUUCGCUCGGUGUGCUCGUACGUCUGCCAGGAUGACGACGCUCUCCUCCCGUCCCUCACUGUCCGCGAGACAUUGCGCUUUGCGGCUGGGCUCCGCCUGCCCAGUUUCAUGAGCAAGGCGGAGAAGAACCGCCGCGCCGAGGAGGUGCUGCUCAAGAUGGGGCUGAAGGACUGUGCGGAUAAUCUCAUCGGCAACGAGCUGGUUAAGGGUAUUUCCGGUGGUGAGAAGCGCCGCGUGACGAUUGCUGUUCAGAUAUUGACGGAUCCUCGUAUCUUGCUGUUGGACGAACCCACCAGUGGGCUGGAUGCGUUCACGGCCAACUCGAUCAUGGAAGUCCUGCGUGGUCUUGCCGCUGAAGGCAGAACCCUGAUCCUGUCGAUCCACCAAGCCCGAUCGGACUUGUUCUCCCACUUUGGGAACGUCUUACUGCUUGCCAGAGGUGGCAAGUCUGUGUAUAGCGGAGCAGCUGGUGAUAUGUUGGGGUACUUCGCGCGGCGUGGGGGGAAGAACCUCAACAACCCCCAGACCUCUGAUAUCCAUACGGUCGCGACCCAAGAGAGGCUGGAGCCCAUCACCGAAGAGAAGACCAACGGGUCCCCACGGCCAUCCCGAGACAACAACACCACCGCCCAGCAGGGCCAACCACGACGGUCCAACGGCAAGAGCCACCUCGCCACGCCCGCCGAGCUGGGCGCGCUCGUCCGCAAGCGAACCUCGUUCCUGACCUCGUUCCCGCUCCUCCUGCACCGCGCAACCAUCAACUUCAGGCGGCAGCCGCCACUGAUCCUGGCACGGCUGAUGCAGGUGGUCGGGCUGGCGGUGGUGCUGACGGCCUUCUUUGCACCACUCAAGUCGGAUUACACGUCGGUUCAGAACCGUGUCGGCUUCGUACAACAAGUCGGGUCCUUCUACUUCGUGGGGAUGCUGCAGAACGUGGCCGUGUACCCAGCGGAGCGAGACGUCUUCUACCGCGAGCACGACGACGGCGCGUACGGGGUCGAGUCCUUCCUGCUGACGUACACGGCGCUCGAGCUCCCCUUCGAGGUGGUCUCGACGCUCCUCUAUGGUGUACUAGCAGACCUGGCCGUCGGGUUCCCGCGCACGGCCGAGAUGUACUUCGUGUGCGUGUUCGCGUGCUUCGGCAUCGUCAGCUGCGGUGAGAGCCUGGGGAUCAUGUUUAACACCCUCUUCUCCGACCACACCGGCUUCGCUGUCACGCUGACCAGCAUCCUGCUAUCCGUCGCCAACAUCAUGGCGGGCAUCAUGAGCAUCGACAUGCCGCCGCUCUUCGACGCCUUCAACUACAUCAGCCCCUGCCGGUAUGCGGUGCGCGCCCUCGCGCCUGUCAGCCUGCGGGGCCAGCGGUUCAGCUGCGACGCGGACCAGACGCUGCCUGAUGGGAGCUGCGUGCUUGGGACGGGGGAGCAGGUGCUGGACCUGUACAGGCUGGACGUGGAUGUUGUGGUGAACAUUGCUGCGCUAGCGGGGAUCAUCGUCGCUUAUCGACUCGUUGCGUAUCUGCUGCUGAGGCUGGUUCGUACGAAGUGGGAGAGGAAGGGGAAGGUGGUCAAGUAG